Dentiscutata heterogama is the source of this 378-nucleotide messenger RNA. The record is from the annotation of a GenBank genome assembly. NCBI's taxonomy places the organism in Eukaryota, Fungi, Glomeromycota, Glomeromycetes, Diversisporales, Gigasporaceae.
UCACCUACUAUGUCAACUCUCGAACCAGCAACAACUAAUGACUUGAUUGCAGAUUUAUAUAGUAGCAAAGAACCUAACGAUGAAAUUCUUAAUGAAACUGAAGUUGACUGUUACCUUCAUGAACCUGUUAAGAAAAUGGGCUGUAAUCCACUAGCAUGGUGGAAAAAUAGAUCUGGAAUAUAUCCUGCAUUAUCAAAUCUAGCUCGAAAAUACUUGUCAGUGCCAGCAACAUCGGUCCCCUCAGAACGAUUAUUUUCAGACGCAGGAUUACACAUUAUAGCAUUACGUAACAGGCUUCAUCCAGAUAUGGUUAAGCAAACGAUGUUCUUUAAACGUAAUAUGCAGCAUUUUCCUAUUUUUAAACCGGAUGAAUUAUAA